Molecule: messenger RNA, 171 nt
Organism: Gongylonema pulchrum
Lineage: Eukaryota; Metazoa; Nematoda; Chromadorea; Rhabditida; Gongylonematidae
Source: the annotation of a GenBank genome assembly
AUGUAUCAGGGUGUUUUCCAGCUUUAUGGACUGGAAUUUAAUUACAUGAGAACGGCAAUACGCAUUCGGGACGGUGGCGCUUACGUUUGGAAAGACGAAAUUUUGGCACAAAUGCAUCGGCCGUCGAAUUCGAUGCUUUGCAUUGAGGAUCCGCUGCAGUCAGGUAAGUGA